UCUAGGCAAGCGCCAUAUUGGUUUGGGACGAACACAUCCUGCAAGUUGUGCGACUCGUCUAUGGCAAUAAAGCUGCAAAUCACAUCCUGGUUUAACGACCGCAUACAUUGGGAAGAGCAACUGAGAAUUUUAGCCAACAUUUGAAAUAACAUCCAAGGUUUUGGAGUAGUAUUAGAACUAAUCAACAACUCUGGCUCGCGUGAGCUAAAAUCUGCAGCAGUGCUUUUCUGCCUGGUGCCUCGGUCCGAUUCUUACCUGAGAUUUGUAGUGCGGCGGUGUUUUGCUGAAGUAGUUACUAUUGCUUAUUGUUGGUCGAGCACCGGAUCACCAAAUGAAUUAAAUCUAGUAUGGAGACGGUAUGUGCCGAGAGCGUGCGCACUCUACGACAGAAAGGGUGAUGUACUAGACCCUUUUUACAGUUCCAAGAAGGUUUCAUAAAGGAUGGAAACACAGCCAUCGGAGCUCCAAGUUCAAGGUCAGCAUCUGAUUCAGCGGUGUGUAAUAAUCCAGCGUGACGAGAAGGGCUAUGGCUUGACUGUGACUGGAGACAACCCGGUCUAUGUACAGUCAGUCAAGGAUGAUGGGGCCGCACAACGGGCUGGUGUUCAAGUUGGUGACCGAAUCAUUAAGGUCAAUGGUACAGUGGUGACACAUCUCAACCAUAUUGAAGUUGUGAACCUCAUCAAGUCGGGAUCAUAUGUUGCUCUGACGCUGCUUGGAAAACCACCUUCAUCCUUUUCCUCUGCAUCUUCCCAAGAUAAACAACCUGUGUCUCCUCCUGCAACACCGCGAGACCCCUGUAAAGAUGAGAAGACUAUGUCUAUACGGAGGGUAUUGGACCAGGAACGACAAUUCUAUGAGAAAACCAGAGAAGAAUACAUGAAGAAACCCUCUGAAAAACUGCAAAAACAGCUUGCAGAGUCUACCACAAGGAUCAAAGCUUUCGAUGCUGAGCUUGGUGCUCUAAUUGGGGUAGAGAAUGUCAAGAGUACCCCACUUGGAGGGCCUCAAUCAGCUCCACCCGGUCGACUAUCAGCCCCUACCAACUUAUUUCGAUCAGCGUCUGAUUCUGAUUGGUCAGAAGUUAGGGAUGUAAAUAAUGGACUUCCCCCUCAACCUCCAAUGAGGAAAUACCACAACAAGGCCGACCAGCUUGCUUCUCAGCUUCAAAAUAAGUCUAGCACUCUCCCGGGGAGAAUUAGACACCAGAUUUGUCCUGAAGGGCCAAGCCACCAGCGACAGCACUCAAGUCCGGAUGCGUUCUUUCGACCUGAGGGGGAGGGUGGUGGGCCAAAGAGCAACCGGGACAAGAAGCACAGUCUGGAGGACGUGUCUCACUUUGGUGGUCUCACACCCUCCUCCCCUUCACAGAUAAGAAAGUUGCUACUGGAUAAGAGGAAGGUAACCAUUUUUAAUUUCAAAAAGUCACCAUCACUACCAUCAGCCUGGACACCAGACACAGUCGAGCGCAAGUCCAGUACAUCCUCGACAACACCAACACCUAGUGAGAUGGAGCCUGCUGAAAAGCGCAACCGCAGCGAGACUACAGAAUCGUUAGCCGAUGAUGAGUCAGGGUCCACCUCGACGGAGAGCACCAAACCUGAAAUCCCAGUCAACAUGCAGAUCAUCUCGCAAGAAGACGACGAGUUUCAGUCAGAUGAGGAGAAGUUUGGUGACGACCAUGGCCCAUUCAAUGAUCUGGAGAUACUGAAGAACAAACCUGCUCACUUGGCGGUCUUUCUUCACUAUCUCAUCUCCAACAGUGACCCCAGUAGCUUGUUUUUCUGGCUGGUGACUGAAUCAUAUAGAGACGGAAACUUGAAGGAGAUGAAGAAAUGGUCUUACGAGAUCUAUUCUACAUUUCUCGCUGAGAAAGCUCCAUUGAAAAUUGUUAUUGACCGUGGCAUUGUUCAAGCCAUCGAGUCAACGCUUGGUAAAGAUUGUAGUGAAGAAUGUAUAAGGAAUCUUUUCAUCCCCGCCAGGUCGGCAUGUUCAGAAGAGAUAAAUGAACUUCUUGCGGACUUCCGAAAUAAAAGAGCUUUAGGAUUAGGAAGCCUAUUUGGUGACCAUCAAUUAGAAGAUGAUAACAUGGACAAAAGUAAAGAAAUGAGUGUUGUUGAACAAACUCUUAUGCCACAUUUAGAUAAUUUAAUGGCUGAGCUGGACUCAACCACAUCAAAUACUGCGACCAGCUCACAGUAUGAUAGAAACUCUGCCAUGGCCUCAGCACUUACAACCUUCAUGAAGCAGACAGGUCUCUCAUUGAAGGCGGGGUCAAGUUACGGAAACAUUUUGGAAAGAUGUUCCAGUUUUACACAAAAAGAGAACAAAUCACUGUUCAAGAUUAAAGGAAGUAAAAAGAUAAAAGGGCAUCACUUUGUGAGCACACACUAUACAAGUACAACAUUUUGUAAUCACUGCUCCAACCUGCUGUGGGGGAUCGGUGAUCAAGGUUACCAGUGCUCAAUAUGCGAGUUCAACGUACACAAAGUUGGUUGUUUGGAAAGUAUUGAAGAGAUGUGCCCAGGCCCCAAGAAGCGAAAACAGCAAAAAGUCAAUGGUUUGUCAACAAGAAGAGGGAUAAACCCCCGACGAACUAGUGCGCCAAAUCCUGACGCGAUCGAGCAGGCGCAUAACCGUCACGUGUCUAACGUCGUUCACCUUGUACCUACCGUAAACCAAACGGGUAAAGACAAAGACAAGGAUGCAGAGUCUAACGACUUCCGGUCUGAAGAUGGCAGGAAGAAACAAGGAUCAUUCGAUGAGGAAAUUUUAUCUUCAAGGAGAGACAGGUCAGUUAACGCGAGCCUGGACAGUUUUAACAGACCCGAGGAAGGAAUCGACCUUGGCUCCACCUCGGAAGGCGAGGACAGGUCUAUAUCGUCACCUGAUGAGUUAACGAUACCAACAUCGGCAACAGCAACGAAAAAAAGCGAGCUGUUUUCAACACCCCGCAGAUUCGCCCGUCCUGUCAUACGAUCAGAGAGUGUCAAGACCCCGAAAGAGAUGAUCCGAAAAAAGCCUAUCGUGUCUGGAGGCAUCAUGCACAGGUCUCGGAAAUCCGUCGCUGGCGGAGAUGUCUUUGCGCGCGAGGUGGAUAUGUCUGAGUCUGCGCUGAAUCUGAAUUACGGUCGUGGUGUUGACUCACCGACAGCGGGGCUAGAUACACUGUCAGAAGACGAGAGACGUGCUCGCUCACGUUCUCCUGUUUUCCCAUCUGCAGAGGAAGAGGAAUUCGACUCCGAUAUGGAAGCUGAUACACAAGCACCAUGGCAACAAACUGUUGAUAAAAAGACAAUAAAGAAACUCAAGCAGAAAGAAAUCAAGCGUCAAGAAUUUAUACAUGAACUCAUUUAUACUGAAAAAACUCACGUUAGAAAUCUUAAAGUCUUAGACAAAGUAUUCCACAAACCUAUGAAAAAGAUGAACAUCAUGCCGUACGAAUACAUCAAAAAGCUCUUUCCUAACCUACAAGAACUCAUCGAAAUUCACGGCGAUCUACUUCAGUCGAUGAAGAAGCGAGAGGCAGAAGGGGAGGUGAUCCAGUGUAUUGGCGACAUUAUGCUCAAUAGGUUUGAUAACGAGGCUGGCGAGGCUGCUAAGCAAGCUUGCGCCACAUUUUGUAAUUACCAAAAGAACGCUCUGGAAGAGCUACGCCAAAGACAGAAAAAGGACCCCAAACUCCUGCAAUUUAUUAUGAACUGCGAAGCAAGUCCCUUGUGCCGGAGAUUAAAACUUAACGAGAUUAUUUCAACUAGUUAUCAAAGAUUAACAAAAUACCCGCUUUUGCUUGAAGGAAUCGGUAAAAACACUCCUAGUUCACUGCCUGAUAGCAGGGAUAUAGAAAGAGCAAUACAAUGUGCAAAGGAUCUUCUCGCCUUUGUCAAUCAAAGUGUAAAAGAAUGCGAAAAUCAACAAAGACUAGAAGAGUUCCAGAAAAAAGUGGACAGAAAACCAAUGGACAGCGCCACUAAUAAACAGAUGGAGGAAUUCAAGACGCUUGAUUUUUCCAAGAAAAAGCUUAUUUAUGAUGGUCCCCUCACGUGGCGGAUUAGUAGAACAAAAUCUAUAGACCUCCAUGUGCUUCUACUAGAAGACCUACUGGUGAUCCUACAGAAGCAGGACGAUCGACUCGUACUCAAGUGUCACUCUACCAACAUGACAACAGGCUACCAGGAAAAAACUACACAUAGCCCUAUUAUCAAGCUGAACAACGUACUCACGAGAAACGUCGCCACAGAUAAGCGAGCGUUUUUUCUCGUCGGAACCUCGUCGGUUGGACCGCAGAUUUACGAACUUGUGGCCGCCACCAUAACGGAGCGGAAAAAUUGGUAUAAGCAUAUUACUGAUGCUGCUGAAGCUUUUAAAGGAAGAGAGCGCGGUAGAAGAGGUGGAGUCUCGCUUGCAGGUCCACGCUCAGACAUUGACUCCGCCCCGAUGAACCCCCCUCUGCGGCAGAGGAGAGGGGCGUUACCGCCCCCAGGCAUCCCACUCACACCCCCGGAGAACCUGGACAAGAAAGACGACGAUGAUGGUGAGACGGGAGAUGAGUCGCUGUCUCCUGGACCGGAGGAGGACUCCACCAAGAAGAGAAACACGUCACCCGAUAUACGGAUAGAGGAUAUCUCGCAAGCACCCCCUGCGCCGCAGGAUGAGAGCACCUCAAGUCGCGCGGUUCCUCGGAUCGAGGAGCCUGUUAAUGAGCCUGAGGUAGAGGACCCCCAAGAGGAGGCUGACACGGAGACCGAGACGGAACCGGAAACGGCGGAAGAGGUGGAGAGUGAUGAGCCCCUCCCUCCUCCCCCACCUCCUCCCAUUCCGGAUGAUGACGGGGAUGAUACGGAUAGCACACAGCUGCCCAAUCCACCGCCUGAUAUGCAGCUUCCCGACCCUCCCCCUCCGAUCACAAUCAACGUCCCCCCUAUGUACGACCGCCCGUGCACCAUCGCCGACCUCACGAACGAGGAGAGCGUCGACGAGAAGUCUCCGACUCACACGAAUGCGUAUUCGGAAUCCGGAUGGUCAUCGAGUUCCUCAUCAAACGAGACGAUGAAGAUUCGGAACGGCUUCGGCCAGGGUUCCGGCGAGGAGCAAGAUGACAGCAGAAGCGUUAGCUCAAACAGGUCGUCGUUAGAACUGUUAGAACAACUUCGCGGUAAAGAUGAAGAUCUGAAGAGAACGCUAGAGGACAAGGCGAGAAUCAUAGCUGAACUAAGGGGUUCGACUAUGACGACCGGUCUGUCUUCAAAUGAGGGCAAUCUAAAUGGGGACCCUCUGGAAGCCAGGGACCUCAUCCUGGCGGCCAUCUUGCAAGCGAACCGGCUGACGGUUGCCGUGAGCGAUGUGUUAAGUCCGGGGCCUGGGGAGGAUUACAGUCGGUCCUACUCGAUGACGUCACUCGAUCGUUCGGAUGGAGAGAACAUGUGUUCGCCACAGCAGCAGCUUGUGUUAUCGACGUCCAUACUAAACGAGCAACUUACUACCCUUCUGGGAAUAAUCACUGAGAGAGACAUGGCGAGGGAAAGGUUACGGUGCGAUCUUCAGCUCGCCAACACACAAAUCCAGAGACUGAAGCAGGGUCGUACAUCCUCCCGGCGCAGUCGCGAAAGCAGUAGUAGUAACUACCUCUCUCACGAUGACGGCUACUCGGGCUUCAGAGUAGACUCACCUCGGCCCACUUCCCCGACGAACACGGCCGACAUAGACUCAGGUAUCCCAUCAGAUUAUGCACCUUUAUCUGAAGCAAGCACAAGUGACUGGUUAUCAGAAGAUAAUAUGGAAGUCAAUCGCUCAUCGUCGUUCAGUGGCUACAGGACUAGAAGCUCCUUUGCCACGAGUGGUUAUCGCUCCUCAACAGGCUCGUCUGCUGCGCGCCAUACUCGCCACAGGAUACCCUCAAACAAAACGUACUGGAGUGACGACCCAGACUACGAGUCCCAAUUUUAGCUUCCCCGAUCCGCGCAGGACUGGAUCCAAGCGAAGCGUUAGGCUUUAUUUAAUAAUUAGCAAAUCAUAUAUAUAUAUAUAUUAUAUAUAGGUAAAUAAUUCUUCUUAGCCCUUUAAUUUUUCUUCCUGUAUGUGGGCUAGUAGCCCCGCAUGUUCGUAUUAAUAAGGGUUAUAAAAAACAUUCCUGUGUAGAGACAAUUCUCGAAUCGUUUGCUUCAUUCUAAGGGCGCAUUGCAAGACAGCUUGCAGGACUAGACUCAGAUCGCAGUUAUUAGAGAGUUUUUGCAUCAAACACUCAAAAAUCAAUUCAACUAAAAACGCCUUUUCGUGUCAACAUGACCAAAUCUAGAGAUGAAGUUUGUAACAGCUUUUGGGGAUAUUCCUGCUACAUUAUUACUUUGUUGUAAAUAAAGUAAUAAAUCACUUUUAAAUGGA
Nematostella vectensis (starlet sea anemone) is the source of this 6381-nucleotide messenger RNA. Its product is annotated as rho guanine nucleotide exchange factor 12. Gene Ontology annotation, molecular function: guanyl-nucleotide exchange factor activity; G protein-coupled receptor binding. NCBI's taxonomy places the organism in Eukaryota, Metazoa, Cnidaria, Anthozoa, Actiniaria, Edwardsiidae. The record is from RefSeq and is a predicted model, not a curated record. Gene Ontology annotation, biological process: G protein-coupled receptor signaling pathway. The coding region runs from base 442 to 5946 and encodes 1834 amino acids. The transcript has 66 exons. Gene Ontology annotation, cellular component: cytoplasm.